CUAUUUUCUCCCAUCAUCAUCACAAAAGCAAAGCAAAGCGUGAGCAUGAGAAUGACUUCUCACAUUGCUAAAGUUCUCUUGCUGGGAGUUCUGCUUGCCUCUCCCUCCGUCACUGCUAGCUUCGACUUCUAUUAUCUAGUGCUUCUGUGGCCGGGAUCCUACUGCGGACAGUCAAAAUGCUGUCGACCCACAAAUGGGCUGCCUCAGAAGGACUUCUUGCUCCGUGGCUUAUGGACGUAUAACAGCGCGACGGGCGAGCCCGUCACGAGAUGCGAAAGGAUACCGUUUGACUACAACCAAAUCUCGAGCUUGAGCGGAGAGCUGGUAUCGUACUGGAGCAACAUCAGGUGCCCCAGCAACGACGGGAAAAGCAACUGGAAAAAUGCAUGGAAGACGUACGGGGUAUGCACGGGGCAAAGCCUACGGGAGUACUUCAAGACCGCGUUGGAUUUGAGGUCUGAAGUUGAUUUGCUAUCGCACUUGACCAGAAAAGGUAUUGUACAAGAUAAAUACAAGCAAUAUAGUGUCUUGGAGAUUGAGAAGGCCAUCGCUGAGGGGAUCGGAGCUACCCCUUUGAUCCAAUGCAGUAAAGGACGCUCUGGCGCAUUCCAACUCUACCAGGUUUACAUUUGCGUCGACGAGGCGGCAGAGAAGGUCAUCGAGUGCCCUGUGAAGCCUGAAUUCUACUGUCCCCCUACCGUUUUGUUUCCUCCCUUUGAUUACAGCAACUUCGUUGGCCCACGAGGUGAGAAGACUAAAAUGCCCUUGUCGAUCGAGUAAGUACGAUAAUCGGCCUGUAAGAAUAAGCCCACACUAGGAAAUGAGAUGAAAGUCAGUAAGUGGUCGAUGUUACCGUGGGCACCAGUUUGUCUCUCCAAGUUUAUCAUGUAAUGAUCUUUAUGAAUAAAAUGUCGACGAUGGUUGCAUGUGCUC
Molecule: messenger RNA, 933 nt
Organism: Asparagus officinalis (garden asparagus)
Lineage: Eukaryota; Viridiplantae; Streptophyta; Magnoliopsida; Asparagales; Asparagaceae
Product: ribonuclease 1-like
Exons: 4
Coding region: 46-780 (244 amino acids)
Biological process (GO): RNA catabolic process
Cellular component (GO): extracellular region
Molecular function (GO): ribonuclease T2 activity; RNA binding
Source: RefSeq, a predicted model, not a curated record